Molecule: messenger RNA, 294 nt
Organism: Coprinopsis cinerea okayama7#130
Lineage: Eukaryota; Fungi; Basidiomycota; Agaricomycetes; Agaricales; Psathyrellaceae
Exons: 1
Coding region: 1-294 (97 amino acids)
Source: RefSeq, a predicted model, not a curated record
AUGAAGAAACCUGGACUGCAGAAAAAUGAGAAAGAAUAUGCAGGUGAUGCGAGGGCCUACAUUCCCGACGAUUUCUUCAGUACAGCCGCAACAACCUCCCACUGGGCACCUGAACGUUGCAACAGAUCCCAAAAGCCUGGGGUUUGCUGUAUCUUUUUGCGUAAUGAGAAGCUCGAUGUCUUCUUCUCUGGAGAAGAUGUGAAAGAAGACGGCGUUGGGUGCAUAUCGUUUGAGGAGGCCCAAAGGCCGCGAGGCGAUGACGAAAUUUACACCAAUCGAGGAGAGGACGACUAG